AUGACUCCAGUGAGUGCCACACCACGAGCAUUCUGGUUCCCUUACUCGCACAAAAUACCCGCCUUCCGGACGACCAAUCCGUGCUUCGAUGUUAACGACUGCUCCUUCUUCUUCGCUUCCAACUCACCACCUAGCCACCACCGACGGAAACACGAACACUCAGAGACAAGGGAUGAAGAGGAGACAAUAGCUAAUCACAUAUCUAAAGAGAAGGACGAGCAGGCGGGGUGGCAGGAAGAAGUCAGGAUUGUCUCACGAUAA
Molecule: messenger RNA, 261 nt
Organism: Mesocestoides corti
Lineage: Eukaryota; Metazoa; Platyhelminthes; Cestoda; Cyclophyllidea; Mesocestoididae
Source: the annotation of a GenBank genome assembly